CAGCACCGAAUCGAGACGGUCCCGGAUUCCUGAUGCAUCACUCACUACCUCUGCCACUGCAGUCAUGUCGAACCUCUAUGUACCCCGCAGCCGGGUGUGUGGAUAGGUGAUCUCUCCCUCCACUAGCAGCUUAUCCACGAUUCCUCUCGGCUCUAAAACUACUCCGGCUGGUAGUCUCAGCGAACAGCCGGACACGUGCUAGCAGAGUCGUCAGUCCUUCCUGCUCCGGCUUCCGUACAUUCCCAACACAUUACGCUAUCUACGAACGUUUGCCCCACAAAGCUUCCGUAGCUGUCAAAAUGGCAGUUGCCGUGCCAGUAGUACAGAUCUCCGCCUCUUCCUGUCUUCUGUCUGUUUAGCAACUUCUUACCGUGUAUUGGGGUACUCGGUGAUGUCAGUGACACAGAGGAGCUACGGCUACUACUGCUGACGACGGGGAGCACACAGGAGGCGGCAGCCAUGGGCACACCGUAUUUGCAGAAGGAAUUCAGGAGUAAAAAAAGAGAGGUUUUUGAAGAUAUACUUGAGGAACGACGUCAGUCGAGUGACCUGCGAUAUGCCAUGAAAUGUUUUUCACCAGUGAUCUACAAGAGCCUUAUUCCAUGCAAACCAAGUGCCCUAAAAACCAUGGUUUUACAGUCUGACCAGCUACAGUAUGUUAUCAAACAGAUUAGUUUGGAAUCUGGAGAACUGACUGAGGUUAUUCAGGAUCAAGCCACUGUGAUCCUCGAUGAAAUGGGACACAAUUUAAAUCUUGCAGCUAUACGAAUGUUUGCCCUUACCCUCAGCAAGAUUUUCAAAAGACUUUUCCAAAAGGUCUGCGUCAAUGAGGAGGGCAUACAAUGGCUGGCUCAAGCUAUUCAAGAACAUCCAGUUGUGCUGCUGCCCAGUCAUCGGAGCUACAUUGACUUCCUGAUGAUGUCAUAUAUACUGUAUACUUAUGACCUGGCACUUCCCGUCAUUGCUGCUGGAAUGGACUUCAUGAGUAUGAAAAUUGUGGGUGAGCUCCUCCGCAUGUCUGGUGCCUUCUUCAUGCGACGCACAUUUCGAGGGAACAAGCUUUACUGGGCAGUAUUUGCAGAGUAUGUGAAGAUCAUGCUGCGGAAUGGAUAUGCUCCAGUGGAGUUCUUUGUUGAAGGUCAAAGGAGCAGAACAUGCAAGACUUUGAAUCCAAAGUUUGGUUUGCUAAGUGUAAUCAUGGAACCAUUCUUCAAGGGAGAAGUGUUUGAUACCUACCUAGUACCAGUCAGCAUCAGCUAUGAGCGAAUACUGGAAGAAACUCUUUAUGCUUAUGAACUCAUUGGAGUACCCAAACCCAAAGAAUCCACAUCAGGAUUGCUAAAAGCCAGAAAAAUUCUCAGUGACAACUUUGGAAGUAUUCAUGUGUUCUUUGGAAAGCCCAUGUCAUUACGGUCAUUGGCAUCUGGAAGACUUAACCGAUCUCAAUAUAACCUUAUUCCCAGACAUCUUUCUCAUCGACCCUCAGAGGAUAUGCAAAAGUUUAUUUCUGAUGUAGCCUAUAAAGUAGAGCUUCACCAAAUAGCCAACAUGGUCCUCAGCCCUGGAGUUUUAAUAGCUGCAAUUUUACUACAGAAUUGUCCAGCACUGAACUACAAUGUUUUAGUUGACAAAACCGUUUGGCUCAAAGAUUUAACAGAGGCAUUUGGUGGAUGUCUAGAAUGGCCGGAUAUGUCUGCCAGCGAAGUGGUUCAGUCCAGCUUAGACCUCCACUCAAAUAUUAUGAGGCUUUCGAAGGGAGACGUGGACUUGUUUGAACAAAAUCCAGGUGGUAUUCUUACAGAAGAGCUGGUGCUCAGCAGAGCAGUGACUGUGCUCAUGUGUGCCUCUUACAGGAACCAGAUGGUAAAUGUAUAUGUACGACCUGCCUUGGUGGUGUUGGCUAGUAACAUGGCACUGAGUUGUAAAAGAGAGGAUGUCUAUAAAACAUUUUGCUUUAUGAGAAAUCUUUUUUCCAAAGAGUUCAUCUUCUUUCCUGGUUUUGAAGAGAAGGAUUUUGAAGAAGGUUGCUUUCUGCUGUCCAAGUGUGAUGUAAUUCAUGUAACUCCACAUGAAGUGGUCAUGACUGAGAAAGGGACAGAUACGGCUGUGUUUUUAUUCAGAAUGUUUCAGCCCUUCUUAGAAGGUUACCAGAUAGCCUGCAUGUACCUUUCACAGGAAGUGACUGAGAGCAUAACAGAAAAGCAGUACAUAUCCGGUGUAAGGAGUUUUAUCACACAGCGCAUCAUAGCCAGAGUCACAAGCUGUUAUGAAGCCUUAUCUUCUGAUAUGCAAAAGAACACAUUGUCAUCAUUUGUACAACUGGGAGUUGUGAAAGUUGGUAAAUUGGUUAAUGGGACCAUCUUCACAGUAGAUAAGAAAGCCUUGGUGAAAAUGGCCGGAGAACUUGGGCUACAGGUGCCUGUACAAAAGCUACCAAUUGCACGACUUUAAGAUAUCUGAAAAUCUUCAGAGGCAAUGUGCCAAUGCCAGCUAGCUGCAGGCUGGUGCUCGAUACACUUGCAGUAUCCACAACAAAGUGAUCUGGAUACAAGAUGCAAGCAAUUUAUUUGGAAAUUUUACCACCAAUUUAACAUAUGGUAUUAUUAAGAUGAGACAUUUUAUUCUCUACUAAAGAGGAGCUACCUUGAUCCCAUCUAUAAAAGGUCAAUUUUCAUGACUGAUUACUAUGCCAGUGAAACAAGCUACAAGAACAAGUCCCUGUGUUUCCCAGUGCUGAUAUAUAUGGAUUUCUUUGUGAAUUUUUGUCAGCCUGUUUUCAAACUGAGGUGCUACAGAACCGAUUGCACUAACAAAAAGUCACACUUUACUAGAAGAGAUUUUAAUCACACUGUAUGAAUUGUCUGCUUAUCACACUAGAUAAGUGAACACGGACCACAGAGUUAUAUCCGAAUAACAUCCACUUCAUAUUUUUAAGCAGCAAAAAAAAAAAACAACAACAAAAAAACUGCUACAUCUACCCCACAUUUUCAGCUCAGGUCCUCCUUGAUAUCAGUUACCAUUGGGGUGGAUUUUUUUCAAAAUCUUGGGAUCUGAAAGUGUCAUUUUUAUGUCUUUUGCACUACUAUUAUAAUUUGUAUGUUCUAUUCUGAGAAAUGAGAAAUAACAACCAAACAUAGGGGCAGAUGUAUUAACCUGGAGAAGGCAUA
This is a messenger RNA of Pseudophryne corroboree (corroboree frog), 3167 nucleotides long. It is a transcript of the gene GNPAT, whose product is annotated as glyceronephosphate O-acyltransferase. Bases 460 to 2451 code for a protein of 663 amino acids. Gene Ontology annotation, cellular component: peroxisomal membrane; mitochondrial membrane. The transcript is spliced from 16 exons. The record is from RefSeq and is a predicted model, not a curated record. NCBI's taxonomy places the organism in Eukaryota, Metazoa, Chordata, Amphibia, Anura, Myobatrachidae. Gene Ontology annotation, biological process: ether lipid biosynthetic process; triglyceride biosynthetic process; phospholipid biosynthetic process. Gene Ontology annotation, molecular function: glycerone-phosphate O-acyltransferase activity; glycerol-3-phosphate O-acyltransferase activity.